Pantherophis guttatus is the source of this 672-nucleotide messenger RNA. Lineage: Eukaryota; Metazoa; Chordata; Lepidosauria; Squamata; Colubridae. The record is from RefSeq and is a predicted model, not a curated record.
AUGGCGAGCAAUGUGUGUGAUCGCAUUUUUGUCCGGCAUCCGAUCUGGGCUCAGAACCACCGAAAACCUCGGCAGGCUUCUUUUGUUGCCUUGGGUGUGUGGAUCCUGGCCUUGGUGUUGUCUUCUCCCCCUCUCUAUUUCGGGGGAACCAUACAAAAUCCAAAUGACAAGAACAUUAACUGUUUUAAGACUUACGGUAACACCAUAGAUACUCAUAUGUCCACGCAUCACGAUGUGAUCAUCAGCUGUUUCAUCUUUGCCUUCGUCAUUCCCUUCAUUGUUAUUUUUCUCUGCUACGGAGCCGUUGUCUUGAGAUUGAGAAGCAGUCAACUGUUUCACGCAAGCAAGCCCUACAAGAUCAUCACAUCUUUGAUUGUGACUUUUUUUGUAUGCUGCUUCCCUUAUCAUGUGUUUUCUUUCAUUCACCUGAAAUAUUCACCACGUCCAGACAUGUGGUUGGCACUGAGUAUUGGUGAUCCCAUAGCAAUGUGCUUGAUUUUUAUCAACAGCUGCAUCAAUCCCAUCCUCUACGUCUUCAUGGCAAAGGGCUUCAAAGACAGCCUGAAAUGUUCCCUCUUUUCUGCAUUUGAGAAUGCCUUCACUGAAGAGGUCAGGCAGAUCUCUCCAACCAACAAAGCCAAAUCUUUAGCAGAGGUGGAAUUGCAGUUAUGA